Molecule: messenger RNA, 363 nt
Organism: Enterobius vermicularis (human pinworm)
Lineage: Eukaryota; Metazoa; Nematoda; Chromadorea; Rhabditida; Oxyuridae
Source: the annotation of a GenBank genome assembly
AUGAAGGUAUUUUUUUCUGGCCAUCUACUCUUAAACAACAUGGUUAUGUGGGAUUUGGUUGUUUGCCCAAUAACUGGAUCGCUGCUUACAGUGGGGGCUGAUGGUCAGUUAAAUUUGUCUUUAACAGGCAGACUCCUUCCUGCUUGUAAGCAGAGGCAGUUCAAUUUUGGUGGAAUUCGCACGCUGCUUUCUUUAAAAAAGAAAAGGAAAGACGUCAAUAGUCAGGUUAGUCGUGAAGAAUCUGCGACCUAUAGCUUGGAUUUGCGUUUUGAAUCGUUGAAUCGUCUGGCAGUAAGUGAAGUCAAGGGGAAAGUUGCUAUUUGCGGGGGUGAAGCAGGUCUACUUUUCUUUACUUUGUUUUAG